This is a messenger RNA of Lonchura striata (white-rumped munia), 3602 nucleotides long. It is a transcript of the gene FYB1, whose product is annotated as FYN binding protein 1. Gene Ontology annotation, molecular function: protein binding; lipid binding. Gene Ontology annotation, cellular component: plasma membrane. Lineage: Eukaryota; Metazoa; Chordata; Aves; Passeriformes; Estrildidae. Gene Ontology annotation, biological process: T cell receptor signaling pathway; protein localization to plasma membrane; integrin-mediated signaling pathway. The record is from RefSeq and is a predicted model, not a curated record.
GAAACCCACAAGUGUAUCUUGUGAGAAGCAAGAACUCCUCUGUGAGAAGCAGAACUCCUCUUUUGCAAAUAGCUUGUUAAGUUGAUACACCCGUGGAUUGUUUCAAAAUACUGGAGAGCUUUGGGAAAUUCAGAAUCCGAAGCCACGUCUGAAGUUAUUAAUGGAGAAAUUUGAGAGAUGUAACAGAGACACAGAGGAUCCUUCAACCAGCCAACCCACCAAAAUCUCAAGACAAGAUAUCCCCAAAGGAUUACAGACAAGGAAAACAGCACUUGAGAAAUAUAUAAAUAAAGGAUAUACUGCGUUUUCUUCAGGACCCAGUACCCUUCACAAACCUGCUCAGCCUAAGCCUCCUCUGGCAGUCAAGCCUUCAAGUGGUGAUAAAACAGAGAAAGAUCCAAACUCACAACAUUUGAACCCAGUGGCACAAAAGUUCGGUGUUCAGCUUCAGCCCAUUAACAGAGGAAAUGAUGAAAAAGCUGGAUGCACUAAAUUCUCUAUCAAAACUUGUGACCCAUCAAAAGAGGACCCAAAGCCUUUGAACCCAAAACCUGCAUGGAACAAGUUCCUUGGUCCUCCUGAUAAAGAAAAAAAUCCCAUGGGACCAAAACCUAAUUUAAAUUUUGCAUCACAGGAGAAUGAGACAAAACCAGAAUUUUUAAAAGUAGCUGCAGUAAAGGAAAAAUUAAGGUCUGCAACACAAGAAAAUGAGCCCAAGCCUACUGUUUCUAAACCACCUCUUGCACAGAAACCUUCUCUAAACAAUGAGGUAUCGCAAAAUGAAGACACUUCUAAUAAAAGUGGUUUUCUGCAGAGACAAUAUGGACCUAGAACAAAUAUACAUGUACACCAAGAAGCAAAGGAAAUGGGUGAAAAUAGCAACUCUGCUGCAGAAACUCCAGGCAGUAAUUUUCCUAAAAUAGCUCUUAAGCCUACUGGCCACAGGUCCAGCUUAAUAAAAGGAACCCCCAAACCUGUAGCAGAAAACACUGAAGAAAAGGGAAGGAGUGCUGCCAAGAACAUCUUCCUCAACAAAAUCACCCAGGAAGAACCAGGUUCUUCUCAUAAAUUCCAUAAGAUGACUAUGGCACUUGCUGCAGAAAGACCAUCAGGUGAGGAUGAGGACAGGAGUACUAAAAGGCCCAAGCGGAUUGUCUUGCCCCCAGUGUUCACACUGGGCCAGCCACCACAAAAGCCCAGCAGACCCCCCACUGUACACCUGGGAAAGUUCCAGAAGAGCCAGAAAACCAAUCCUAAAAAUGAAGAUUUGAAACAGAAAACACCUUCCUCAGCAGCACUUGCCCCACCAGUACCUCCAUCACACACUGCUGUGCCACCUCCUCCACCAGCCUUUCACCCAUCCCUGCAGGUGCCAGCAGCUCCCAGUCUGCCUCCCAGAAACAGCAAGCCCAGCUCCGAAACAAUAAACCUAGAAAACGAAGAAAGUUAUGAUGAUGUUGAAUUUGUUUCACAGGGUCAUGGAAAUACACAGAGGGGUCAAGAAAGUGAUGGAGAGAUGUAUGAAGAUAUUAAUGAUAUCAGAUCAUCAAGGGGAAAAGAGAAGAAGCAGGACAAAGAAGAUAAGCGAAGAAUGGAUCAAGAGAAGAAAGAACAAAAGGAAAAAGAAAAGAAAGAGCAUGAACUGAGGAAAAAGUUCAAAUUAACAGGACCCAUUGAAGUCCUUCAUCAGGCACGAGCUUGUGUUGACCACAAGGGAGGGAGGAAUGAACUGACUGUCAAACAGGGGGAUAAGAUUGAAAUCAUUCGCCUCACAGAUAACCCAGAAGGAAAGUGGCUGGGCAGGAUAAAAGGAUUCUAUGGAUACAUUAAAACAACCAUGGUGGAGAUUGAUUAUGAUUCUUUAAAAAGAAAGCAAAAACCAUCUACCAGAGCUGCUGUGAAACAUGCAGAGAGUGACCAAGAAAUGUAUGAUGAUGUUGGAGAGCAGGACAGUACUGGCAGUCAAAGUGGUGACCAAGGUGGAGGUGGAAACAUGUUCCCACCUCCUCCUUCUGAUCAAGACAUUUAUGAUGGAAUUGAUGAUGAAGAUGCUAUAGCUAGGUCUAUAUCGCAGGAUGAAGAUAAGAAUGGUAUCUGGCCCUGGGGAAUCUUGAAGAGACUAAAGGUCAAAGAUGACAAAAAGAAAAGUGUACGAGAAAAAACAGCCAAAGUCAAUGAGGCAGAAGAAAAUGAAAAUUUGUUCAUGCCUUCUUCAACAAAGCAGUCUGGAAAAGAUUAUGGAGACAAUGUUUAUGAUGACGUAGAUUCUUCAGACUUCCCUUCUCUUCCAACUGCUCCCAGUUCAUCAAAAUCAGGAAGCUUUGGAAAACCUAAGUCAGAUGAAAAAGGUGCACAAAAGCUCAAGAAGAUGGAAAAAGAAGAGAAAGAGUUCAGAAAAAAGUUCAAAUUUGAUGGUGAAAUAAAAGUUCUUUACUCCACAACCACAAUCCAGGAUUUAUCACAGAAAAGAUGGGGAUAUAAAGACUUACAAAUUAAACCAGGGGAAUCUCUUGACAUUAUUGAAAGUACAGAUGAUACCAAGGUCCUCUGCAGGAACAAAGAAGGAAAAUAUGGCUACGUUCUGAGAAGCAAUUUAGUUCAGAAUGAUGGAGAGAUUUAUGAUGAUAUUGGUGAUGAUUGCAUCUACGAUAACGAUUCUGGUGCUGAAUGCUCUUGAAAUAACAACUUCAUUGAAGAUCAAACUCUAGUUUGGACUCCCACUUGUGAAAACAAGAAGAGUCACGAAUGCUGAUUGCAAGUUAAUUGGUGUCUCUUUGAAAUGUACAAUUAACCUUUUUUGGGAUUUCAGCCUUUUGUCCUCCAAUGCUUUGCACAAAUUUGUAUUCCAAUUUAUCUGAGCAUUUAAAAUUGAAGGAAUAUAAGCAAAAGUUAGUUAAUUUUUCACUUCCUUUCCACAUUUCUGACAGUCCAUGUAGAAACACGUCUUUAAGUAUCUAUUCCCAAAGAGGCCAGUUCACAUCUAUUGAAGGGCCUAGAGAACAACAAUCUCUGGCAACAGGUUUUCUUUGGCUUUCACCUAUUAAGCACCAAAGACAGCCACUCUGGGUAGGAUAGUAUCCUGAAAAAAGAAAUUAUGAUAACAUUAUGUUAUAAAAGAAGAAAUCAAAAGUGGCCAUCAGAGAAGACCAUACAUCACUGACCUGCCAUUCCAACUGCAAUAGUGUUAGCUACACUGACAUGUAGCUACAUCCAGCCAUGUUCCAUUAUUGCUACAGUCUAUUUUUCUGUGUUGUACUAAUGAUAGACUAUAAUUCUCUAAGACUUAUCUGAAGUCUAGUAUAGAGUAUAAUGUUCUACUUUAUACUGUAGUGUUGCUCAAAAUAUACUCAGAACUUUUAGGUUAAGAUUUAAUUUCCGUUUAGUUUGAAGAUAAAUUUUCACUAUAGUAAUAUAUGUAUUAUAAGCUAUAAACUGAUAAUAAAAUGUUUGGAAAUUCUUCUAGACGAAAUAGAUAGGUAUAGUUAUCAUGCUAUUUUGAUAAUGCCCUUUUCUUCGAAGUAUUGUAGUUUACUACUAGAUUUGGCUAAAGAAAGGGUACAGAAAUCAAAUAUUUCCAUGCUUAUUCAUUGUAGAAAUAACAU